AUGACUGGACAACUCAGCAACACCGAGGCGUGGUCAUUACUGGCCUGCUCUGCAGCAAGCCUUGGCGUACUUUCUAACACCUGGAGCAGCGAUGGAGCCCCUGUAUUUGCAUCGCUUGCAUUGAGUGGUCUGGCUUUUUCUUCGUCGUAUGCGAUCAUAAGAUGGACUGGAGAUGCUUUCAUCCGAGCGGGGCGGAAAGGGAAGGACAUGUCGAAGAAGCAGCCAAUUGAGCUUCCAGAGAUGAUGGGUUUGGUUAGUGCACUUGUAUAUUUGUUGUGCAUCAUUACCUUCCUACCUUUUGCUUUCAAGCACGAUAUCGUAGCAGCAACGUCAGGAGGCGGCAACAAGGAGAUCGUACUUGAGGCUCAGAUUGUCGAGACAGGUCGAUUUUUGCAUCGCUUCCCUCUCGAAAAGCUUGCAUCAUACGGCUUUGCUUAUGGAACCCUUGCGACUGUUAUCAUCCUCGGCAUUAUCGAUGACUUUUUCGACAUCAGAUGGAGACACAAGUUCUUCAUUCCAGCUUUUGCGUCACUGCCUAUCCUGGGAUUGUACUUUGUUGACUUUGGUGUCACUCAAGUUGUGGUUCCCAUUCCACUCAGGCCUUACCUUGGAGAGCUCGUGGACCUUGGCUCGUUGUAUUACCUGUACAUGUCUGCCAUUUCCAUCUUCUGUCCCAACAGCAUCAACAUCCUUGCCGGUAUCAACGGCAUUGAGGUCGCUCAGUCCAUCGUUAUCGCCAUGCUCAUUCUCUUGAAUGACGCGUUUUAUCUGGUUCCUUCAACUCCUACUCUACACCCUGCGACAGACUCUCACCUUUUCUCGGUCUACCUCUUGUUGCCAUUCCUCGGAGUGUCCUUUGCGCUUCUCAAGCAUAACUGGUUCCCUGCAAAGGUCUUUGUUGGUGAUACAUACUGCUACUUUGCUGGCAUGGUCUUCGCUGUGGUCGGCAUUAUGGGUCACUUCAGCAAGACGUUGAUCCUUUUGUUCAUCCCUCAGGUUUUCAACUUCAUCUACUCGGCCCCGCAACUCUUCCACAUUGUACCCUGUCCUCGCCAUCGAUUGCCGCGAUUCAACACUCGCACUGGUCUUCUGGAGCCAUCAAAGGCCACGUUCACUGCCGAAAAGCCGUUGAACAAGUAUGUCGGUGAAGUGUUGAAGAUCUUGGAUACUCUGAAGCUGUUGCGUGUCGAGACAGACGAGAAAGGAACUGUGGUGUCUACCACGAACUUGACCAUUCUCAAUCUUUGGCUUGUGUGGAGAGGGCCGAAGAGAGAGGAUCGCCUCGCCGUCGAAAUUUUGGCCAUGCAGACCUUUGUAGGCCUCAUUGGUCUAGCAGUCAGACAUCGUCUUGCAUUGGUCAUUUUCUCACAGGACAACCUGUAG
Messenger RNA from Aureobasidium pullulans EXF-150, 1383 nucleotides. RefSeq names its product UDP-N-acetylglucosamine:dolichyl phosphate N-acetylglucosamine-1-phosphate transferase-like protein. The transcript is spliced from 3 exons. The record is from RefSeq and is a predicted model, not a curated record. Bases 1 to 1383 code for a protein of 460 amino acids. Lineage: Eukaryota; Fungi; Ascomycota; Dothideomycetes; Dothideales; Saccotheciaceae. Gene Ontology annotation, biological process: dolichol-linked oligosaccharide biosynthetic process; protein N-linked glycosylation. Gene Ontology annotation, cellular component: membrane. Gene Ontology annotation, molecular function: UDP-N-acetylglucosamine-dolichyl-phosphate N-acetylglucosaminephosphotransferase activity.